Messenger RNA from Nycticebus coucang (slow loris), 1168 nucleotides. RefSeq names its product family with sequence similarity 241 member B (gene FAM241B). Gene Ontology annotation, cellular component: intracellular membrane-bounded organelle. The coding region runs from base 183 to 545 and encodes 120 amino acids. The record is from RefSeq and is a predicted model, not a curated record. The transcript has 4 exons. Lineage: Eukaryota; Metazoa; Chordata; Mammalia; Primates; Lorisidae.
CCUGUGAGGUCAGGUGGGAGGAAGCGGCCUCGCAGCCGCCGCGAGUGGACGACGCCGAGGCCGGGAGCCGCGCCCGCAGACACAGCACCUGCUCAGCGUGGGUCGCCUGUGUGAGCACCACUGAACGCAAGCAUCCCUCAAUUUCUGGUGCAAGCCUGCAGGCCCCCAAAGCUCCUGGGAAGAUGGUGAGGAUCUUGGCCAAUGGGGAAAUUGUGCAGGAUGAUGACCCUCGAGUGAGGACCACAACCACGCCAAGAGGUAGCACUCCUCGACAGAGUUUUCUCAACAGGGGCCAUGGUGCCCCCCAAGGGGGCCCUGGGCCCCGUCAGCAGCAGGCAGGUAUCAGGCUGGGUGCUGCUCAGUCCCCCUUCAAUGACCUCAACCGGCAGCUGGUGAACAUGGGCUUUCCACAGUGGCAUCUCGGCAACCAUGCUGUGGAGCCAGUGACCUCCAUCCUGCUCCUCUUCCUGCUCAUGAUGCUUGGUGUUCGUGGCCUCCUGUUGGUGGGCCUGGUCUACCUGGUGUCCCACCUGAGUCAGCGGUGACCUCUGGGGGUUGAUUGAUGGGGGUGGGCGUGUGGAGAGGGACUUGCUGGGCCUUGAUGUAAGAGCAGGAACAUUUGGAGGGGAUCUGUUGGUGCCCAGAGGAGGGGCACAGGUGUGUGUUUGCCCCUUGUGUUAAGUAAGCAUGAGGCAGAGGGAAACUCCAGUCCAGCAUUUCCAAAGAAUGGGGUGGGUACCCUGGUUCCUUUGAGAUGUUUUUAGGUGGUAUAGGGCUUGCAUUGAGUGACACAAAAUCAGAGCAAGAAAGAAAUUCUCUUUCCAAUUCUCUUUCCAUACUUUUAUGGAAAGAAGAAAGUUUCAGCUUGGUGCCAAUAUGUUCUAAUGCCUCUGGAAGACAUCUGAUAUCCCCUUUAAUGAGGGAGCAGGAGAAGAGGUUAGGGCAGGGGAAAAUCUCCCAGACUUUUAUAGCACUGUUUUGUUUCAAUGAUGUAUUUUUAUUGGCUAUCUAUUAUUUAGGACAAGUGGUACUGGCAUUCUAUUUAUUGUGACAUUUUCAAUAAAGAGAUUUAAGUAAAAAUGAGUCCAUAUGAGGAAAUUCAUAAAUAAUUAUAUAGCCUCAUGCAGAUCUGGAAGACAUGGAGAAGGUAGUUUAGGAAAAAUUGUGU